Molecule: messenger RNA, 909 nt
Organism: Effrenium voratum
Lineage: Eukaryota; Dinophyceae; Suessiales; Symbiodiniaceae
Source: the annotation of a GenBank genome assembly
AAGAUUUGUUUGGCCCAAGACGUGGCAAAGCCGCUGCCAUAGACGACGAGGAUGUCGAAGACAAAUCCUACCCCAUCGACCAGCGUGACGACACUCUCCCCCAGCUUCUCUUUUAUCUCUCGGAGCGUCAGCAAGAAGUCCUGGAGCUCGGUUAAGAGCGCCAGGGAAGCGAGAGAAGGCAGGCCCCAAGACCCGGCGCAGAUGCACGAAAAGCGCCUGUGCGAGUUCGGCCUCGUCCUGGCGAAGGAGCCAAAGGCGUUCCAGCGCAUGGUCGCUGCCGAGCGCGCCCGGCAGAUGCAGCAGCAAGAGGAAGAAGUGGACGACGUCGAUGAGGACUUUGCUCAGGCAAUGAACUCCAUUCACAGGACUGCGCGGGGUGCUUCUUAGGCCGGCCGGCGCCAGCGGCAAACCACGAAUGCAAGCGGCAGAUGGUUUGCCUGUGAGGAGUGCGGGAGCAGAGCUGUGCAAGAGGUGGGCAUGCCAGCAUGGCGGCACCUUAGUGUUCCACGUCGAUCAUAUCAUGCCGUUUCAAAGUGGUUGGCAUUGACCCAUUGGCCAUGUAGCAUGCCGACCUGCGGCGCGCGCAAGCACAGUCCACGAAUGGUUCAUUCGAUUUGAAUCAUUGGUUGUGGGUCCAGCUACGUUUUGGCGAGGUAAGUCGCAAAGGGUGGUGAUUCGUCAACAGAACUGCUAACUUAUCAUCCAAAGCCACGGCCAGCCAAUAUUGGCAACCGUGAGGUGCUUAUUGUGUCAAGAUCACGCUUGCUGUGGGCCUGCCGUCAACGAGUUUCAUUCUCGUGGCAAAACCAAAGGGGCGCGGCAACAAUUCCAGUUUUCUGGCAGUGGCUCGACCCCACUCAGGACGCUUUGCAUAGCCUUCUCGGAACGGCUGGGCCUUUCUUAGAAGGG